GCUUGCUAGCUGGCAGUGGAGGCUACUGCUCUGUUCUGAUCUCUCUGCUCUGAUGGGGUUUACCACCCACAGAGUCAGGGCUUGGGGUCCUGAGGGCACUGAGUGCUUCUGUCGCUGAUCCCUGACCCCAUCUAUUCCUCCCUCCCACUGGGCAUUGCUCUAUCAUACCAAACCCUUACAACUUACCAACGUAGCUGUGGCUGCUAACGCAUGCUAUCCGACGGCUAAGGAUCGAACCUCAACGAGAAGGCUAACUGGACAGCUCAUGGAUUGCUAACAGAUUGCUAAUUGGAAGCUAACCAGAACUAAACCAGAAGCUACACAGACUUCUAAUCAGGCUCUAACUGGACUGCUAAAGGAUCAGUAACCAGCUUUCAGCCGACUGACCUGGCCAGGGGACAAGAGGCUAAUAUGACAGCUGUUGUAGCAUUAUCUAUCCUCCUCUCCCUCCUCCUCCCUCUAUCUCUCUCCUGUCCUAAGGGUUGUGUCUGUGACGGCCGGACGAAAGUCGUCGACUGCCGAGGGCGGGGCUUAUAUGACAUCCCUCGCCAUCUCCAACCCGACACUCUAGAACUCCAUCUCCAAGACAACCGUAUCCGAGGGCUGGGUUCCAUGGCAUUCCGAGACACGCCCCUGCUGCGUGUUUUGGACCUAUCCAAUAACUCCAUCACGUCUGUGUCUCCCUCUACACUACUCGGUCUGAGAGGGCUACAACGUCUCAGUCUGGCCAGUAACGCCCUGAGAGAACUGGACAGAAGACUGCUAGGGCCAAUACGAUCUCUAUCACACCUAGAUCUGUCCCACAACAGUCUGACAGGUCUGCCUGGUGCUAUGGGGGAGAGCCUGAGGAACCUGUCCCAGCUAGGGCUAGCCCACAACAGGCUGCAGCGGCUGGACAAGUCCCUACUGGAGAACCUGGAGGGCCUGGGUCAUCUAAGCCUGAAAGGGAACCCCUGGAGGUGUGACUGCCAGGUCAUAGGCCUCAAACUGUGGCUGGAGACCUUCCUCUUCAGAGGUGGAGUGGUGGAUGAGGUCUCCUGCUCCAAACCAGAGGAGAUGAAGGACAAAGAUCUCCAGAAUGUUCCCUACCAGCUCUUCCAUUCCUGCAUGACCACCAGCUACAACUACCUGUUCUCCAACAUACACCACCUGGAGUCUGACAGGUCCAACAGGGGUCACACCCACGGCAACACACACGGCAAUGGCAACCCGCACGGCCCCCUGGGAAUGGGGGAGGGGUAUGGAGGAGGGGGAAGUGGUCUCCCUGAGUGCGAGCCCAAGCAGAGACCUCGCCCGGUGAACCUGCGUCAUGCCAUCGCCACGGUGAUCGUGACUGGUGUGGUGUGUGGCAUCGUGUUGAUGAUGAUGCUGGCUGCAGCAGUGUAUGGCUGUGCCUACGCCGCCCUCAUGGCCAAGUACCAGCGGGAGCUGAAGAAGAGUGAGGAGACGAGUAAGGGUGAUCACGGCAGCGCGGACGAGAAGGAACCACUGGAGAACGCUAUCGCCUAGACGAUGGGAUUGAGUGAACUGUGAACUUUAACCCACAAACUUUGAAUCUGUAACUUUGAACCCUGUACCUGAAACUACUGUCAUAGGUGUGUGUGUGUGUGUGUGUGUGUGUGUGUGUGUGUGUGUGUGUGUGUGUGUGUGUGUGUGUGUGUGUGUGUGUGUGUGUGUGUGUGUGUGUGUGUGUGUGUGUGUGUGUGUGUGUGUGUGUGUGUGUG
Molecule: messenger RNA, 1724 nt
Organism: Oncorhynchus keta (chum salmon)
Lineage: Eukaryota; Metazoa; Chordata; Actinopteri; Salmoniformes; Salmonidae
Gene: lrtm1
Product: leucine-rich repeat and transmembrane domain-containing protein 1
Exons: 4
Coding region: 412-1509 (365 amino acids)
Molecular function (GO): protein binding
Source: RefSeq, a predicted model, not a curated record